Molecule: messenger RNA, 998 nt
Organism: Brassica napus (rape)
Lineage: Eukaryota; Viridiplantae; Streptophyta; Magnoliopsida; Brassicales; Brassicaceae
Product: thioredoxin F-type, chloroplastic-like
Exons: 3
Coding region: 327-872 (181 amino acids)
Source: RefSeq, a predicted model, not a curated record
AAAAGUUUUUUAAAAAUAUAUAUAUAUAUUCAACCUCAUUUCUUCAAUUUUCAUUAUUUGAGGGAUAGAAUCGUCAAUUGUCAGGAAAAUAUAAAAUAUCCAUCGUAAUUCUCUCGGAGAAUCUACACCUCCCGUUUAGUUAUCACGAAAGCGAUUGAACUGACAUAAAUACCCCCGAAUAUUCUUGUUCAUCCGGAGAAGCUUGAGGCUACAAUCGUCUUUUACGCUGUACAUAAAUAAAUUAAUUAGCUCAAUCCGUUGAGACCGCACACCGAAGACAAGCUGAUCAACUUCUUUUCCGACACUCUUUUGACGAAACUCAAACAAUGCCUCUGUCUCUGCGUCUCGCUCCAUCUCCGACUGCUUUAGCUCCGACAACCGGCGGAUUUAGUCCUGCGAGAAAGCAGUGUCGUAUCCCUUACUCCGGCGUGGCGACGACAACGACGAGGAUUGGUUUUUGCUCAUUGGAUUAUGUGAAAAGGGGAGACUCCUCUGUGGUGAGGUGUAGCUUAGAGACCGUGAAUGUCAGUGUUGGUCAAGUGACGGAAGUGGAUAAGGAUACCUUCUGGCCCAUCGUUAAAGCCGCCGGUGAAAAGAUUGUGGUACUUGACAUGUACACUCAAUGGUGUGGUCCAUGCAAAGUGAUUGCUCCUAAAUACAAAGCUUUAUCGGAGAAGUAUGAUGACGUUGUGUUUCUAAAGCUUGACUGCAACCCAGAGAACAGGCCAUUGGCAAAGGAGCUAGGAAUAAGAGUGGUUCCAACUUUUAAAAUAUUGAAGGAUAACCAAGUGGUGAAGGAAGUUACGGGUGCCAAAUAUGAUGAUCUGGUUGCAGCCAUUGAAACAGCAAGGUCUGCUAGUUCUUCGGGAUGAACCGAUCCCCAUUGUCCUUUACUUGUAAUAUGGCUGUAUCAAUGUAGCAAACUCUUUGUUGGUGUGACUCUGCUUUUGUAUGUGUAAAUGUUUUCAAGAAAUAUGAUGAUCAAAAUAUAUAUUCCA